ACGGCAGCUCCACAGUCAGUGAUGGUAAGCGCUCAGUUUGAUGUCGCUACAGACUUAACUCAGAGAAAAAACACCUUAAAAUCAGCGAGACGACUCUCAAAACUAUUACCCCGCUCACUUCAGUUCACUAAUCAGAGCUGCAAGGAGCUGAUUUCACUUUCAGAAAGGGGUGAAAAAAAGAGACAUUAGAGAGACAGAGAAGGGCGUUACAGAGAGCCAAGCGAGCAGACAAGCUGCUGCUGCAAGGGGAGGCAGAGGAGGCUAUGCACCAGCCGAAGCCAGAGGUCAAGAAAAAAAGUGAAAAAAUAGUCAAAAGGUAGACUAGGGUCAUUUGUGAUCUGAGCCACACAUCGAGAAACGAUCCUCGCAUUGUUGUUGUUGAGUGAGCAACCGAGUGAGGAGGAGGAUGUGAAGGAGGUGUAGCUGAGAGGCGACAUCAAGAAAGGAAAGGAAACAAGGAAAUGCUCUCAGAGAAGAUGUGCAGGAGUAUCUGCGAACACCCCAAGCUGCUGCAGGACGGGAACGAGGCUCUGCAGAGGGACGGCCGCAAGAAGCACGGCUGGUCCAAGAGCUGCAGGGGGCGCCUGCAGGGGCGGAGGAUGAGCAGAGGAGGGUGGCCGAAAGGGCGCAACCACCACCACUAUCACCAUCAUCAACAUCACCACCACCAUCAUCAUCCCCGACACCACCAGAAGCCGGCGCUGUCCCUUCGUCCCGUCAACGUGAAGGGGAAGAGGGUGAGGGGGAUGCAGGCCCCCAAGAACACCAACCAGUUUUUGAUGCAUGAGAAGUACGAGAUGCUGCACAUGCGCUGUGACUCAGUGGGGAGCGAUAGCGGCUGCAGCUCCGACAGCGACAUGGAGCUGACGGACAUGGACUCAUACCUGGGCGUCCUGGAGAAUGCCAGAGGAGCCCUCUUGGACAGUCCCAACCCAUACGGCUCAACAUCGCCUCCGGGACCGUUUGUGGUACUGCACGAGGACCCUCUGUGCAUGCACGAGGGCAGCUUGCUUCUGCAUGAAAGCAGUCUGCGUCUCCAAGAGGAGAGCAUGCAAUAUUUCCCCUCUGAAGACGACCUUAUGCAGAGCCAGAAUUUCAUGCAAAAGGACUUUGUUGAGUUCUAUGACAUCCUGACACCCUGAAGGGAAACUUUCAGGCGGACAUUUUGUUUUCACCAAGACUGAACCUGCUCAGGUUUGUCCUGCUUUAUGUUCACAGAAAGAAAAGUCUCCUUUCUACUUCUUUUUUAACGACAGGCAGCCUUAACAUCUGGAGAAUUUGCUUGCAGGAUGGAAUGAUUCAACUGGUUUCCAGCAGAAAUUAACUUAUUUUUUUUUAAACUGAGUGUAAUUCUUUUUUUCAGUCAUUCCUGCAAAGCACUGCCUCUUUGUAUUUUUGAGAUACUGGCACUGAUGUUUAGAGGACAAGAACCGCACUCACAAUAGGUUAAAUUGUCUCACUCCGCUGGUAUUCUUCCAGGUUUAAAACGUAACUUUAGCGGAUUCCUGUCUUAAAUUGCGUUAAGACGGUUUAUUUUUUCCUGUUGUUGACUGGUUAAUGUGUGGUUAUGUACCGUGUGUCUGGGUGCUGUAAAGUGCUUCCUUUCUGUUAUUGUUGUUAUACACAAAGGGAAAUGGGCUGGAUGGUGGGAGUGAACCCAAACAGCCAAUCGGCUUCGAGCUGACUGGAUUAGGCUUGAGGUGAUUGGCUGAUGAACAUUGUCUGUGACAAAAGCAUUUGGCUGUAAAGAAUAAAACAAAAACCCAAUAAAUAUCUGAAUAAUAUAAA
Messenger RNA from Haplochromis burtoni (Burton's mouthbrooder), 1788 nucleotides. RefSeq names its product POU domain, class 4, transcription factor 2. The record is from RefSeq and is a predicted model, not a curated record. Lineage: Eukaryota; Metazoa; Chordata; Actinopteri; Cichliformes; Cichlidae. Bases 462 to 1142 code for a protein of 226 amino acids. The transcript has a single exon.